Molecule: messenger RNA, 1083 nt
Organism: Argentina anserina (silverweed cinquefoil)
Lineage: Eukaryota; Viridiplantae; Streptophyta; Magnoliopsida; Rosales; Rosaceae
Product: peroxisomal membrane protein 11D-like
Exons: 8
Coding region: 164-871 (235 amino acids)
Biological process (GO): peroxisome fission
Cellular component (GO): peroxisomal membrane
Source: RefSeq, a predicted model, not a curated record
GCCAUUAUCAAUUUAUCGAAGAGAGAAGGAGAUAGACCAAAGACAGAGCUGACGUUCUAAACAAAACAAACCAGAUACAAAAGCUAGGCAGCCAUCCUCUGUCACAUUUUGCAUUUUCGAGGCUCAACCCUUUGGCACUCUCUUCGCAGGUUCAAGAUAAGAGAUGAGUACAUUAGAUGCGACUAGAGCCGAACUUGCCCUUGCAGUUCUUUAUCUGAACAAGGCUGAGGCCAGGGACAAGAUAUGCAGGGCGAUACAAUAUGGUUCAAAGUUUUUGAGUAAUGGACAACCCGGAACAGCCCAAAAUGUUGACAAAACGACUAGCUUGGCUCGAAAAGUUUUCCGUCUCUUCAAGUUUGUGAAUGAUCUUCAUGGUUUGAUUAGUCCCACUGCCCCCGGGACUCCUCUUCCGCUGGUUCUGCUUGGGAAGUCCAAAAAUGCAUUGCUGUCAACUUUUCUGUUUCUUGACCAAAUUGUCUGGCUUGGCAGAACAGGCAUUUAUAAGAACAAAGAACGUGCUGAGCUAAUUGGCCGUAUAUCUCUAUACUGUUGGAUGGGUUCCUCAGUUUGCACCACUUUGGUUGAGGUUGGGGAGCUAGGAAGGCUUUCUGGACAAAUUAAAAAGUUGGACAAAGAUCUGAAGAGCGGCGACAAGUACCAAAAUGAGGCAUACCGUGCUAAACUCAAAAAAUCGAAUGAAAGGUCACUAGCCCUGGUUAAAGCAGCCAUGGAUACAGUGGUUGCGAUUGGGUUGCUCCAGUUGGCACCUAAGAAAAUUACACCUCGUGUUACUGGAGCUUUAGGAUUUACAACUUCUUUGAUCUCAUGUUAUCAGUUACUUCCAGCUCCCGUGAAAGCUAAAACAUCUUAAAGAGCAGGUUCCCCAGUGAGAUACGUUCUAAUAAUUGGCAGACUUUGUGAUAUUGAUAUUUAUUAGUGAACAAGUUUGAACAAUAUGCAAACUAGGACGUGAAAUUACAGCUUCACUUUUAUUUAUCACCGUCCAUAUUAUGCUCUCUUCACUAGAAAUAAUGUGUUUCCGUUUUCAUAUAUGACAAAGCGUUGAAAGCAAUCAUUUGUUGA